CAUUAGCCCUCAUUUCUCCUCGAAGUUAGGAGAUUGUACUUGCUACUUUCCAGGAGUUUUUUUCCAGGCGGCGCGCCGCGGGACGCACAGCUCUGAAGCCAGGACGCACGGUCAGUAUGAUGGACAGAUAGCAGGAGGAGGAAGAGGAAGAGAAAAUGUCGUUCUUUGGCAGAGGCUUUGUGAGGAAGAAAGAGAAAGAGCUGGAGAGGAAGAUCCGCGCCAACGACCGCGACUACAACUUCUCCUUCAGAUAUGCAACGAACGCCAUCAAGACCUCCAAGUACAACCCCUUCACCUUCCUCCCUCUCAACCUGUUCGAACAGUUCCAGAGGAUCGCCAACGCCUACUUCAUGUUCCUGCUGGUGCUGCAGGUGAUUCCUCAGAUCUCCUCUCUCUCCUGGUUCACCACUGUUGUGCCUUUGGUCCUCGUGUUGGCGGUCACCGCUGCCAAGGACGCCACCGACGAUAUCAAUCGCCACCGGAGCGACAAUCAAGUCAACAACAGAAAAGUUCAAGUCCUUAUAGAGAGAAAACUGCGGAGCGAGAAAUGGAUGGACGUCCAGGUUGGAGACAUCAUCAAGCUGGAGAACAACCAGUUUGUCACAGCCGACCUGCUGCUUCUCUCCAGCAGCGAACCACUCAACCUGGUGUACAUCGAGACGGCAGAACUGGACGGAGAGACGAACCUGAAGGUGAGACAGGCUCUGACUGUGACCGGAGACCUGGGAGACGACAUCGAGAAACUGGCAGCCUUCAAUGGCGAGGUGCGCUGUGAACCCCCCAACAACCGCCUCGACCGCUUCACAGGAACGCUAACCUUCUCCGGUCAGAAAUACCCGCUGGACAACGAGAAGAUCCUGCUGCGAGGCUGCACCCUGAGGAACACCGAGUGGUGCUUCGGACUGGUGCUGUUUGGAGGUCCAGAGACGAAGCUGAUGCAGAACUGUGGGAAGAGCACGUUCAAGAGGACGAGCAUCGACCGCCUCAUGAAUGUCCUCGUCCUUUGUAUCUUUGGGUUCCUGGCCUUCAUGUGCACCAUCCUGGCCAUAGGGAACUGUUUCUGGGAGCUGAACGAAGGCUCCCAGUUCACGGUCUUCCUCCCCAGACAAGAUGACAACAGUCCCGGCUUCUCCGCCUUCCUCACCUUCUGGUCCUACGUCAUCAUCCUCAACACCGUGGUGCCCAUCUCUCUCUACGUCAGUGUGGAGAUCAUCCGUCUGGGGAACAGCUUCUACAUCGACUGGGACAGGAAGAUGUACUUCUCCAGGAACGACACGCCCGCCGAGGCUCGGACCACCACGCUGAACGAAGAGCUCGGGCAGAUCAAAUACGUCUUCAGCGACAAAACGGGGACGCUCACGCAGAAUAUCAUGACCUUCAACAAGUGCACCAUCAACGGAAAGUCUUACGGCGACGUGUUUGACUACACGGGUCAGAGACUAGAAGUCACUGAGCACACGGAGACGGUGGACUUCUCCUUCAACCCGCUGGCCGACCCGCGCUUCCUGUUCCACGACCACGCCCUGGUGGAGGCGGUGAAGCUGGAGAACCCUGAGGUCCACGCCUUCUUCAGGCUGCUGGCGCUCUGCCACACCGUCAUGGCCGAGGAGAAGAAGGAGGGCGAGCUCCUCUACCAGGCCCAGUCUCCUGAUGAAGGAGCUCUGGUGACGGCAGCCAGGAACUUUGGCUUCGUGUUCCGCUCGCGGACGCCAGACAGCGUUUCCAUCGUGGAAAUGGGACGACAGCGAAGCUACGAGCUGCUCGCCAUCCUCGACUUCAACAACGUCCGCAAGAGGAUGUCAGUCAUAGUCCGGGGUCCAGAGGGGAAGCUGUCUCUCUACUGUAAAGGAGCCGACACCAUCAUCUACGAGCGGCUGCAUCAGUCCUGCAGUAAACUGAUGGACGUCACCACAGAACACCUCAACGAGUUUGCAGGAGAAGGUCUGAGGACUCUGGCUCUGGCCUACAAAGAUCUGGACGAGGAGUAUUUCAGCGAGUGGAAACAGCGCCACCAUGAGGCCAGCGUUGCCAUGGACGACCGGGAGAGCAAACUGGACGAGCUGUACGAGGAGAUAGAGAAGGACCUGCUGCUGCUGGGAGCGACGGCCAUCGAGGACAAACUGCAGGACGGAGUCCCUCACACCAUCGAGCAGCUGUCCAAGGCCGACAUCAAGGUCUGGGUCCUGACUGGAGACAAACAAGAAACUGCAGAGAACAUCGGAUACUCGUGUAACUUGCUGCGGGAGGAGAUGAACGAGGUCUUCAUCGUGUCGGGGAACUCUCCUGAGGACGUCAGACAGGAGCUGAGAGAUGCCCGGACCUCCAUGAAACCAGCCGAGGACUCGGUGUUCCUGCCUGAAGCUGCUGUGGGUAAAGGAGCGAAGGUGAUCACAGACGAGGUGGUGGACGGAGAGUACGGCCUCGUGGUCAACGGACACAGCCUGGCGUACGCCCUGGAGCGCAGCAUGGAGCUGGAGUUCCUGAGGACGGCCUGCAUGUGUAAAGCGGUGAUCUGCUGCAGGGUCACUCCUCUGCAGAAGGCUCAGGUGGUCGAGCUGGUCAAGAAGUACAAGCAGGCGGUGACGCUGGCCAUCGGAGACGGAGCCAACGACGUCAGCAUGAUCAAAGCGGCUCAUAUCGGCGUGGGUAUCUCGGGCCAGGAGGGCAUGCAGGCGGUGCUGUCCAGCGACUACUCCUUCGCCCAGUUCCGUUUCCUGCAGCGCCUCCUGCUGGUGCACGGCCGCUGGUCCUACCUGCGCAUGUGCAAGUUCCUGCGUUACUUCUUCUACAAGAACUUCACCUUCACCUUCGUCCACUUCUGGUUCGCCUUCUUCUGUGGCUUCUCUGCACAGACGGUGUAUGAUGAGUGGUUCAUCACGCUCUAUAACCUGGUGUACACCGCUCUACCUGUCCUGGGGAUGGGCCUGUUUGAUCAGGACGUGAACGACGUGUGGAGUUUCCAGCAUCCUCAGCUCUACGUUCCUGGUCAACUCAACCUCUACUUCAGUAAGAAGUCUUUCUUCAAGUGCGCGCUGCACAGCGUCUACAGCUCGCUGGUGCUCUUCUUCAUCCCCUACCUCGCCAUGCAGGACACGGUGAGGGACGACGGCAAGGACGUGGCCGACUACCAGUCCUUCGCCCUCCUCACACAGACCUGCCUGCUGGUCGCCGUCACCAUACAGCUGGGCUUUGAGAUGUCGUACUGGACGGCGGUGAACACGUUCUUCGUGUUGGGGAGUCUGGCCAUGUACUUCACCGUCACCUUCACCAUGUACAGCAAUGGCAUGUUCCUCAUGCUGCCCUCAGCCUUCCCCUUCAUAGGAACGGCCCGAAACUCUCUGAACCAGCCCAACAUCUGGCUGACCAUCUUCCUCACCUCCAUCCUGUGUGUCCUUCCUGUUGUUACCUAUCGCUUCCUGUUCGUUCAGCUCUGCCCCUCCAUCAACGACAAGGUGAUGUUUAAGGUGCGUCGGGCCAAAGCGACCCCUCCCCCUCCUCCUCGCCGUACCCGUAUCCGCCGCACCAGCUCGCGGCGCUCCGGCUACGCCUUCUCCCACGCGCAGGGCUACGGGGACCUGGUGACGUCGGGACGCUUCCUGCGGCGCCCCGUCAUCUCGCGGUCUUCGGGCUUCACGGCGGGCCGGACCACCACCGGCUUCAGCCCCAUGGGGCGCUCGGCGGGCUACAGCCCCACGGCCCGGCCCCCCAACGCCAAGACCCCCGACGUGGAGGUGACGUCUCUGCAGAUGUACAGGACCAUCAGAGACGCGGCGCUCUGACACACAUAAAGGUUUAGAGCUCCUCUUAGCAUGGAGAACGAGCUCAAGAUGAGGUCUGAAAAACUUCUGAUCCAAGAUUUUACAGGUUUUCUCGCUUCGGUGCAUUUCUCACAUCACUAUUUAUAUUUGCACAACAGUUAAUGCAUCUCUAAAAAAAACAGUUAGUGCAAGCUACAAAACCUAGUUGAUAACCUGCAAAAACGUGUCACUUGCUCAAAAUGGAUCAUAGCUCAUUACUCAAAAGCAAGUAUUCAUGUUAAUGAAAGUGACAUCAAGAUGAAAAGUCCUGACUAGAGGUCGACCAAAACAUCGGCAGGCCGAUAUAUCGGGCCGAUAUUUGCGUUUUUUACUUGUAUCGGCAUCGGCCGAUACGUGCGUGCGUUCACCGAUCAAUUAUCCCAUUUCACUGAGCCUGCUGCUAUCCUGCUGAUACCGGAAAAAAGAAAAACACAUAAAAUAUGUGGAUCAUCUGAGGCGCCACCACCUCAAGGCCUAGAACAACAUACAGAAAGAAACGGAAGCAGAAGAAUGUUUGUUUUGUUAAUAAAUGUUUAUUUUUUGUUUAAAAUGAGACUAGUUUAACAUUUGUUAUCAUUGUGUCAUUUUUAUCAUGUAAAUGGAGGGAGAAAAGGAAAUAUCGGCUUCAAGAAUCGGCCCCAAAAAAAUCAGCAACACAUAUCAAGGAUCGGUCAAGAUGUCAAAAUAAUCGGUAUCGGCAUCGGCCUUGUAGAACCUGAUAAUUUAAUAAAUUAUUGAUAAUGUAAUAACUUCCCGAUAAUGUAAUAAAAAUCUGCACUUGAGUGCAUUGGAAAUGUAAUAAAACCUGA
Messenger RNA from Centropristis striata (black sea bass), 4606 nucleotides. RefSeq names its product phospholipid-transporting ATPase ID-like. Gene Ontology annotation, molecular function: ATPase-coupled intramembrane lipid carrier activity; magnesium ion binding; ATP hydrolysis activity. Gene Ontology annotation, cellular component: plasma membrane. The transcript has 28 exons. Bases 156 to 3779 code for a protein of 1207 amino acids. NCBI's taxonomy places the organism in Eukaryota, Metazoa, Chordata, Actinopteri, Perciformes, Serranidae. Gene Ontology annotation, biological process: phospholipid translocation; Golgi organization. The record is from RefSeq and is a predicted model, not a curated record.